Messenger RNA from Gekko japonicus, 4481 nucleotides. It is a transcript of the gene SLC38A2, whose product is annotated as solute carrier family 38 member 2. The record is from RefSeq and is a predicted model, not a curated record. Gene Ontology annotation, molecular function: L-glutamine transmembrane transporter activity. NCBI's taxonomy places the organism in Eukaryota, Metazoa, Chordata, Lepidosauria, Squamata, Gekkonidae. The coding region runs from base 510 to 2030 and encodes 506 amino acids. The transcript has 16 exons. Gene Ontology annotation, biological process: L-glutamine transport; amino acid transmembrane transport.
CUCCCCCUCCUCCUCUGACGUCGCCGCAUUCCACCCUCAAAAGCGGAGGCAGUGAAAGGCAUUCUCUAGACCUGAUCGCGACGUUCCACGAGAGUAUCUUUUUGCUGCGCCUUGUGUUGAUCUUAUCAGAAAGCUAGCAAAGCAUCAAAAGACACAUACCUCGCCCGAUUUUUGUCAGUUUAAUUUAAGAAGAGAACUAUAAAUUAUUAUUUUAUACCGGCUUAAAAAAAUACUUUUUUGUCUACUGGGGCCUUUUAAUUGCUAAAUAUUUAAAGGGAUUUUUGUGGCUACUCUUUUUUUCUUCGAAGAAGCUAUUUAAUUACGAUCUCAUAAAAGAUCCCGAAAGAAGCUCCCGAACAUCCACACUGUAAGCUUCACUGGUUAAGCAGACAAGGCAAGUCAAGUAUCCAAGGACAAAAGAUCAAGAAGCAUCCGGGCUGCUGCCACAAACCGAAAUAAUUGCCUUGCCUACUUACUCUGGUGUCGAAGGAGGCAUCCUGGAUCCCGACAUGACCAAAGCUGAGAUGAGCAAGCUCAACACUUCCCCGGAUGAAGACAGCAGCAGCUAUAGCUCCAAUGACUUCAACUACCCUUACCCAACCAAACCAGCUGCUUUAAAGAGCCAUUAUGUAGACAUGGAUCCAGAAAACCAAAACUUUUUACUUGAAAACAAUCCUGGAAAGAAGAAAUAUGAAACUGAAUAUCAUCCAGGUACUACUUCCUUUGGAAUGUCAGUAUUUAACCUCAGCAAUGCUAUUGUGGGUAGUGGCAUCCUGGGGCUGUCUUACGCCAUGGCAAACACGGGAAUUGCUCUUUUUGUAAUUCUUCUAGUCUUCGUAUCAAUAUUCUCUUUGUAUUCCGUUCACCUCCUCUUGAAGACUGCUAAUGAAGGAGGAUCUCUGUUAUAUGAACAGUUAGGGAUGAAGGCAUUUGGCAUGGCUGGGAAACUUGCAGCAUCUGGAUCAAUUACAAUGCAGAAUAUUGGAGCUAUGUCAAGCUACCUCUUCAUAGUGAAAUAUGAGUUACCAUUGGUCAUCAAGGCAUUUAUGAACAUCGACGAAAACACAGGACAGUGGUAUCUGAACGGUGACUAUUUGGUUCUGUUGGUAUCCUUGGUGCUUAUUCUUCCUUUGUCACUGUUGAAAAAUUUAGGUUAUCUGGGUUAUACAAGUGGAUUUUCCUUGUUGUGCAUGGUCUUCUUUCUGAUUGUUGUCAUUUGCAAGAAAUUUCAAAUGGAUAUUUGUGGAGUGGAUUACAAUACGGUCAACCAAACUCUGAAUGCCACCUUAGAACAUCAUUCAGCUCCUGUAGGUGUUCAUGGAACAUUACCCAAUAUAACUGAUGACAAGUGCACACCAAAAUACUUCAUCUUCAAUUCACAGACUGUCUAUGCUGUACCGAUCCUAACCUUCUCCUUUGUCUGCCAUCCUGCUAUUCUUCCCAUUUAUGAAGAACUGAAAGACCGAAGCCGUAGAAGAAUGAUGAAGGUGUCCAAUGUUUCAUUCUUUGCCAUGUUCCUGAUGUACCUUUUGGCUGCUCUCUUCGGUUACUUGACGUUUUAUGGAAAUGUUGAGCCAGAGUUACUUCAUACAUAUUCGAAUGUGCUGGGAGCUGAUGUUAUUCUCCUCAUUGUCCGUUUGGCUGUUCUGAUGGCAGUCACUCUUACAGUGCCCGUAGUGAUUUUUCCGAUCCGCAGCUCCAUCACACAGUUGUUGUGCGCAGGGAAGGACUUCAGUUGGGUGCGACACAGCAUUAUCACAGUAGCUCUCUUGGUGUUCACCAACAUUCUCGUAAUCUUCGUUCCCACCAUUCGAGAUAUAUUUGGGUUCAUUGGUGCAUCUGCUGCUGCCAUGUUGAUCUUUAUCCUGCCAUCUGCUUUCUACAUUAAGCUUGUGAAGAAGGAACCUAUGAAAUCAGUACAGAAGAUUGGGGCUCUUCUUUUUCUGCUCAGUGGCAUAUUUGUGAUGACUGGAAGUAUGACCUUGAUCAUUCUGGACUGGAUCCAUAAUGCUGCUUCCGAUGGCCAUUAACUGUCCACUUCAGACUCCAGUAUUCAUUCCCCCAUCUACUAAGAGAGAGAACUUCUUACCCAUGUUUGCAGUUCUGCUUCCUUUGAAAUGCAGAUUCUUUGAUGCUGGUUCGUCUGAGUGUAGGAUAGGUGGACUUUUUCCUGAAAAAAAGAAACUAUUCUGCACAGUGGGAGUGGAUACUGACAUCAAACCACCUGAAUCUUUGGCUGCGGGAAGUGACUAUUUAUUCCAUUCCAGAGAAUGGACAGCUGUCUCUGUAAAAAUUUAUCAAGCCAGAUAUUUGGCUUCUGUCAUUGUUACAAUUUUUUUAUUAUUUACUUGAAUGUGCCUAAUGGAAACAAGUGAUAUAAGAAAUCAGUUAGUUUACAGCAGAGAAGGGGGUAAGCUAACCAGUGAAAGAGAAAAGAAAGCAUAAUUAUUUUUGUACCAAAAAAUUUAUGGACCUCAAAAGCACUAUUUUGACUUUAAGAAAAUGUUUUGUAAGUUGAUAAUCCAAAUAAGGGUAGAAAGAAACCUAUAAACUGUCUAAUCGGUGUUCUAAAUUCAACAAGUCUGGCCUUUCGAUAGAGGCAUAACUUUUAAAAGUAUAUUUUUGGCCAUGAGAAAUUAUUUUUUAAAUUUAUUAUACUAUAGGUCACUUAAUUUGGAAAACUCAAAAUUGUGACUGAGUUCUAUAUGUAACUCAAAUUAUUCUAAAACUAAAACCAAACAAAGACCCCAUGUUAAUAUAGCUAAUUCAACCAACAUAAACUACCAUACUGUCUUGAAAGGAGAUGUUUAUUCAAAUUACCAUGUUCUAAAAGACUUCAUACCACCAGAAUGGGUUAUGUAGUAAACAAUCUAUAUGUAGCAAAUACAGCAUCCAGUCAAAGGAAUGCCAGAACCAAGCAAGUCCCUUGAAAUUCAUGUGUGCUGCGGAAGAGCAGUAUUUGGCAGAUCACAACAUAGAUUAAUAGAACAGCAAUAUCUUCGCAUCUUUCUUCUUGAGGUACUCAAUAGUGCAAUUAUCAUUCCGUUGCAGGUACCUUCCAAAUCUUUGUCAUUAAUUGCCAUAGGAAGUCUCCAUCCCUGUUGAUGGGGAAUUCUCCUUACUGACAGCACACAAUCUAGUGACAAAGAUACACAUUUUGGCUUUGUAUUUUCUUUCAGUUUAUUAUUUGAAACAAGUAAAUGUGAGGUCCUGUUAUCGUUUACUAGUGGUACAGUAUUCACAAACUGUACAGUAUUUUUUUUCAGCAUCAAGUUUUCAUGGAUUUUAAAUUAUUUUAUUCUGUGUUCCUCUGAACAUGUAAUAUAUAAUCUAUAUAUUACACCAGGCUUUGGUGUAGCCAGCAGACGUUCUCUUCAUAAGGCAACUGGGAUUUCUAAUGCAAUUGAUAGUGUACAGUAAUCUUUUUUUAAAAAAAGAUCGUGUCAGACUAGAUGGUCAUCUCAUGUUUAUUUGUUUCUGAAAUAGAUGUAUGCUGUUGAGCCUUAACUAGUUAGCUAAAGAUGCAGCUGGUGUACAGUGGGUAUUAAAAACAGGAUCUUUCUCUCCGUGUGGAUAGAUUUGUCUAGGAGAUAACAGAAUACUGCUUUCCCCUGUCCAUCCUCCACUCAGUGUGCCUGUCCAUUAUAGUUCAUGGGAGAUCUGCUGACUCCUCUUGUAUCCCUGUCCUGCCCUUGCCCCUCUGAUUGGUCGAAGAAUGGCAAAGGCAAGGGCAGAGUGGAUGGAGACAUGCACAGACCUCCCAGUCACCAAACUGUACAGCAUUGUGCAGCCUGAAUGAAAGUCUAAUGUUUUUGUACUGAGUAGAGGGCAAACAGGACUCAGUUAUGUCACAAUGAGAUUUCUCUGUGCAUAGGCAUUGCACACACGUGGGAAACGCUCAUGUCUUAAAAUAUUUUAUUGCGACAGCAUGUAUGUUGCAACAUUUCAGUCCCAGGAUGAAGAGAUACGGUACUUAGUUAAGAGCACAUUUGACACUGCUUGUUAUACACAGAUGCUACUGUAAGAAUCAAGACAGGCAAGAGUUUAGAUGUGUAGUGCUUUGUGGACUCCUUUCACCUAUGUUCAUCUGGCAUAAUAGUUAAGACAUUUAAUCUGCAGUAGUUGUUGGGUUAGAGGGAUCAAACAAUGGCAUGUGCAUCUUUUUAAGCAUAGGCCCAUCUCUAAUAUCUAGGUUUUAAAAUUUAAUAAUGCAGAUGUUUUGUUUGUAUUUCUGCAUGGCAACUGCUAGCCCCUAAAGUUGCUAUCCUGAUUCCACUGAGAUCAGUAGCAAUAGAAACCUGCCUUACUGAAAAGUGACUGUAAUUCCCCCCCCCUUACCUAUUAUGAGUAGCUUGUAGUUUGACUCAAAGCCGUUAUUUUUGGCAGGGCACUCUGGACUGUAAUUGACUCCCAGCAGGUCCUGACCAAUGUUCCCUCUAAGCUGUGGAGACUUGUGAGCAAAAAUUCUGUUUUGUGAGCUA